Messenger RNA from Chenopodium quinoa (quinoa), 1215 nucleotides. Its product is annotated as plant cysteine oxidase 3-like. Bases 497 to 1072 code for a protein of 191 amino acids. Gene Ontology annotation, molecular function: oxidoreductase activity, acting on single donors with incorporation of molecular oxygen, incorporation of two atoms of oxygen. The transcript is spliced from 4 exons. The record is from RefSeq and is a predicted model, not a curated record. Lineage: Eukaryota; Viridiplantae; Streptophyta; Magnoliopsida; Caryophyllales; Amaranthaceae.
GCCUGCAACUCCUCUCGAUUCUUACCAGUGAGUAGUGACUAGUUAGGUAUAGUUUGAGUCGGGUUCGAUGAGGUUAAGUCUGGUUUAAUUUCAAACUUAAAUCAUGCUAAAUUAACGUGUCAUUACGAGUCGAAAUCUGAAUAAUAUAUUUUUCGAAUCAAUUUCAAAAAGGAUCGAUCAGAUUAGAUCAUAUCAGAUUUUAACACCUCUACGUAUAGUCCAUUAGCCCUCGAGAAGAGGGCAUCUGAAUGUAUUUUCCCCUUAUCUAUAUAAAUAAAAAAAAAAUUACAAAAAAAAAAACCUAUUGCAGUCAACAAAACACAAAUAGAGCCCACAAAAUUUGCGCAACUCAGCCAAGAAAAGUCGAAAAAUAGAAAAGAAAAAGCUCCUAUUUUUACUUGUAAGAAUGAGUUUCACAGCGCAACAACAUAAGAUAGAGGAAGAAGAACAAUAAACACAUUUCGUAUAAGGAUCUCCAAUAAACAAGAGAGUGGAUAUGGCUAACAAAACCUCCAAAAUUCAAACAAUUUACGAUUUUUGCAAGAAGACAUUUUCGCUGACUACAAUACCUCCUCCACCUUCUUCUCAUGUCGUCCAGAAGCUCUCUUCUCUUCUGGACACUGUAACUCCUGCUGAUGUUGGUCUGAAAGAGGAGAAUGUAGAUGAUGACCGAGGAUAUGGUCUUUCUUUGCUGAACCCAUUCAACCGAGCACCUAGAUGGGCCCAACCUAUAACAUAUCUGGAUAUCCAUGAGUCUGACACCUCUACAAUGUGCAUAUUCUGCUUUCCGACAUCUGCAGUCAUUCCUCUGCAUGAUCAUCCUGGAAUGACAGUCUUCAGCAAACUUCUGUAUGGAUCCUUGCAUGUGAAGGCUUAUGACUGGGUUGAACCUCCACAAGUUAUUCAGAGCAAUGGCUCUGAGUGCUCUCAAGUUGGACCUAACACUGCACCGUCUGCUUGGGCCAACACAAUUCAGUCUUUGUGGGCCAGGCUCUUGGACUCCUCAAAGUUGGGGAGGGAAGAGGAUAAGGGAAAACCCAAUCCAAGAAUCUGCAGGUUGCAGUAUUUAUGAAUUAAUAAUUAUUGCAUAUAUAAGAGGAUCAUUUUAUCUUUUGAUUUUAAUUAUUGCUAAUCUGAACAUUUUGAAUGUAAUCUGUCAGUCCAAGAGUACGGUGUAUCAUGCUAAGAUCUUAUUACUUCAGCCCCCAUAUGACU